CUGUUCAUUGUUGUGAAAGAAAUAGAAGCGAGUAAAGACAUUGAUCAAGGACAGCUCGAGACAAAUUGUGCAUACCACAGAGAGAGAGACAGCAAGUCAUAGAGAGGUCUCGUUCCCGAAUAAAACUGUGUGGAACUUUUAACAACUUUACUGGCAAUGGGUUGUUACGAAUGCUGUGUGAAAUGCUUGGGUGGGAUUCCCUAUGCCUCUCUCUUCGCCACCCUGCUCUGCUUUACUGGGGUGGCUCUGUUCUGCGGCUGUGGGCACCAGGCACUGACUGAGACCGAGCGGCUCAUUGAGACCUACUUCUCUCGAAACCUGCAGGACUACACCUCGCUGGCCUACAUAAUCGUGUAUUUCCAGUAUAUUAUCUACGGGACUGCUUCCUUCUUCUUCCUGUACUGUAUCAUCCUGCUGGCAGAGGGCUUCUAUACCACCAGUGCCAUCAAGGAGACAUUUGGAAACUUCAGGUCCACCUUAUGUGGGAGAUGCCUGAGCACCACGUUUAUUGCAGUGACCUACCUGCUUGCAGUGAUCUGGCUUCUUGUGUUUGCCUGCGCUGCACUGCCUGUCUAUAUUUUCUACAACAUGUCGUCAACUUGCCAGACCAUUACCAUCCUGUCUGAGACCAGCUCAGGACUCAACCAACUCUGUGUGGAUGCCAGGCAAUACGGAGUCUUGCCCUGGAAUGCUACACCUGGAAAAGUCUGUGGGAUGACAUUGGUAGCUGUUUGUAAAACUAAGGAGUUUGACAUGACCUUUGACCUGUAUAUAGCAGCCUUUGCUGGAGCUGGAGCGACUCUCGUUGCACUGCUCACCUACAUGAUGUCCACAACCUAUAACUUUGCUGUGCUGAAGUUUCUGGGGCGACAGGGUAUCUGCACUAGGUGCUAGUUUCUCCAGUCUCAAACUGUCUCUUAACACACAACGCUGAGCUUCCAAUUCUGGUCUAGUACAGUCAGGACUUUCGAAAAGAUGUCAGGAGUUGAAUGAAACUCUUACAUAUAAACUGUUCAUAUUUUUUAUUUGACAUUUUUACAAAACCGUGUUAAAAUAACCUAAAAAGUAUUCCAAAUUAGGAUUAGAUAUCCUUAAAUUAUAUUUGAAUAUCUGUCAGGUAAGAGUGGAAUGAAUCUUCUUCCCAAUUCAGGAAGUCCAGCUGCUGCCUUUCUGUUUUAAAAGAUUGGAUAAAAGCUGCUAAUUUUUUAUUAAAAAAUAAAUAAAUAAACAAGCUAUUAUAAGGCUUUUGAAUAAUUUAUAUUCUAACAAGCUGCUGACUGUACUAGGCUUAAAUGAGGGUAUAACCUGUACUUUACAUGCUUUGUUCUGUGUGAAAUGAAAGAUUUCUUGGUCCCUUUUCCCUGUCUGCACAAAUCUCUCACUGCUGUCCUUAAACAUUCCAUUGAUCAAUACUAUACUGUAAUUCCUGAUGGAUUACUACUGCCAGCUAUGUUUUGAGGGCCUGUUAACUAAACUUUGCUUUUGAAGCAGCAGAUGGUAAACCAUACAUGCUGGUUACCAUGGCAUCACUUUUGGCCCAUGCUUACUUUCACAGCAUCCCUUAUAGCUAAUGCCAAGUAGUUAUGGUUGCUGUAGACUUGACUGUAGCCUGUUGGCCUCAUAUCUGGGAUACUGUGUGUGGGAUAGAUUCUUAGUAUUAGCCUAGUGUUCCAUCUUAGAAUUGGGAAUGUGUAUAUGACUGUUCGAAUGUGGGACUGAUAUUGAAAGUCCAUGUAAAGAAAUUAAUCCGGUAAGUAUAAACGUGCUUAAGUUAUAGCAUGCCAAUCCAACCACCUUUUUGUUCUUCUGAAAAGCGUAGAUUACUCAGAGUGCUACCAUAUGAGUUUGGGUCUAAACACCUUGGCUAAAAAACUUAUUUUGACAGUUGCUUUUAGAUGGUUAUCAGAACCCCCUUAAAUUAGUUUGUCUAACAGUUGAGAUCAAUAGACCUCAUUUUGUUUCGCAUCAAAAGUUUGAGCCAUUUUCUUGGGCACUAGAACUGUUUCUUCAAAUUCUAGAACUCACCUUUUGUGCAUUUCCAUUUCUUAAGUAGGUAUCACAUUUUUUUGAGAGUAUCAUUAAAGGUAUUUUUAUUGUAAUACAGAAGUAAUUGUUCCUCCUGGUGUCAACUGCAUCAUCAAUGUGACCCAGGUACAACAGAGUGAGCCUAUAUCCUAUUAAUGAAGCAGUUGAAUGAUCGCAAGUUGGACGUUCUGUUCCUGAUUUUUGUUCCCAGCUUCCAUCAAGGCCCUAAAGUACCACUGAUUUACAUAUUCCAAUUGUUCCUAUUAAAUCUGGAUUGGCCCUCUAGGGCCGGAAUUAGGAAUCCAUGCUUUAUGCAUUCAAAAACAGACUACAACACUGGGAAGAGAGUGAUGGGAGGAUUUCAAAACCGUAGUUAGUGGCUUAUUUUGUUCUGAACCUACCCAAAGCUAAAUGUGCGAAAACCCUUAUUGUGUACCCAUGAAUCUUAAUGCAUUUCUGCAGCACUUAACUGUAAUAUAAUAACCAGAUUCUAUAAACUUUCUUAACGGGAACGUUUGUGGAAGGUGCUAUUGAAAGGGGCUUUGUUAAGGUUUAACUCUAUUCAACCCCUUUUAACAAUCUUUUUGAAAUUAUUGCUAAACACAAAAGCGUGCAUUUGUAUAUAUUAACUACUCUAGCUCUACAGCACUUGUGUGGCUAUUCAAGUAGUGCCUGUUACAUCAUUAGUGGUGUUUUAUAUGAAAAAGGAAGGUUCUGCCUUUAAAGGUGUUGACUGUUACUGUAAUUGAACUGUAAGGCUGAAAUGUGUCAGUAGGCAGGUAUUUUUGGUAAUAAAAGAUGGUCAAAGAUGGUAAAAAAGG
Acipenser ruthenus (sterlet) is the source of this 2846-nucleotide messenger RNA. Its product is annotated as proteolipid protein DM alpha-like. NCBI's taxonomy places the organism in Eukaryota, Metazoa, Chordata, Actinopteri, Acipenseriformes, Acipenseridae. Bases 157 to 894 code for a protein of 245 amino acids. Gene Ontology annotation, cellular component: plasma membrane; myelin sheath. The transcript has 7 exons. The record is from RefSeq and is a predicted model, not a curated record. Gene Ontology annotation, molecular function: structural constituent of myelin sheath. Gene Ontology annotation, biological process: central nervous system myelination; axon development.